GAAAGACUGCCCAUGCAUCAUCAGCAGCCCAAUGCCCCUAUGCCGCUAGUAUGAUCUGUGAGUUUUUAAUUGGUCCUGUUGUCAGGAAAGCAAUUGACAAUGAUUUGUCGUUUCGCAAAACUAGUGAGCUGAUUCGUCUGUAAAGGCAUUUUUCGCUGACGAUUGCUUACAGCGUAAAAAGUGAACAAAUAUUUCAUUUAGCGGCAAGACUGGCGCACCCACGUAAACAACACCGGCGACGAGCGAGCUCGACGUUGACGGAUUUGGAUUUGGAUUGGAGCUGCCCAUUUCUUUGGAUAUUUCUGGAAUAUAUUCUGCGGUUCUUUUGCAAAAAUAAAAAAUUAAAAUAGGAACAAGCAUUGCAACUUUACUGGUUCUCUAAAAUAAUCCAAGUGUACAUCAUGGAUGUGUCAGGAAUCCUCGCUCUCAGUCCAAUCUUCAUUACGGUCAUCUCGGGAAUUGUGAUAAUUAUAUAUUUUUCUAAGAAGGCGUCACCGGUGUCACCUGUGGAGCAGGAUGACCCCCCAGUUCCACUUGACAAGGGUGAUGCUGACAAAGUGACAUCCAAUGUCAGCAAAUCGAAGAAGAAGGCAGACAAGGUUCCUCCUCAUCGAGACAACAAGUCAAAGUUCAGCCACCCCUGGCUGUUAUCUUCCUUGAAGGGUCACAAUGACAAUGUUCUGGACAUGAGCUUCAGUCCAAAUGGCAAAUAUUUGGCAUCAUGUUCCAUGGAUCGGAGCGUACUGCUGUGGCAGACACGCCAUUUCUCUGAGCGGGAGCACAAGUCGACGCGCGUGAACGUCGAAUUUGACCACGCCACCGGCGUGAGCUGGAGUCCCGAUAACCAUGCGCUGCUGUGCGCCAAACACAACGAGAACCGGCUACAGGUCUACAAGCUGAGCAAAAAGUCGGACGGCACGCUCGGCAACCCGCAGGUGGCCGUCACGUUCGAUAAGCUGGACGACGACCCGCUGGUGGGCAGUGGCAUCUCCAGUAACGGCGGCUCGGCGGAGCAGCGUCACAGCGCCGGCCACUACGUCAUGUGCUGCUCAGAGCGGGGCCGUCUGACCGUGUUUGACCUGCGUGGCGGCGUCCUGGCCUCCACCGACACCCGCCAGGCGCCCGUGCACGCCGCGCGCAUAUCGCCCUGUGGACGCUUCAUCAUGUCGGCAGGGUUCACGCCGGACGUCAAGGUGUGGGAGGUGGCCUUCACGCGCUCGGGCGACUUUGACAAGCUGAGCCGGGCGUUCGAGCUGAAGGGCCACACGUCUGGCGUGCUGGACCUCAGCGCCACCCCCGACAGCUUCCGCAUGGUGACCGUGAGCCGAGACGGCACCUGGAAGCUCUUCAACACCAACGUCGAGUACCGGAUCGGUCAGGAUCCGCAGCUGAUCCAGUCGGCUCCCUGCGGCGGCGGAGAGUCGGGCCCGGCCUCACGCGUGGCCCUCUCCCCCGACGGCUGUACGGUGGCCGUCGGCGCCCGCUCGGACGUCCAACUCUUCUCGGCAGAGACCGGAGACAUGAUGGCCACGCUCGCGGCGCUGCACAGUAGUCCGAUCACCUGUAUGCUGUUCGAUCCGACCAGUCGCUACCUGCUGACGACUGGCGACAAGCACAUCCGGAUACUGCACAACGUUCCCGGCUGCAGGGUCAACAUACAGGUGAUGAAAGACAAACUUGCCAAGACGACCAACCACACCCUGAAGGAGCGGCUGACCGCCCAGGUGAAGGAACUACAGGCUUUUCUGAGCACACUGGGUGAGUGAGUCGCCGGCCACUGAUCCCAGGAGAGAAGCCAGUGGUCGUUGUUGGUCUCUGGAGCGGGAGAGAGGAUGUGGGACGCGGGCGAGGGUGCUGAAGACAGGGAGAGAUGAGGAAAGAUUGUGGCAAGGGAGGGUGCCGUGUUUUACCGCUGCUCAGUGGCGUGAUAAGUUAGAGGCGAGAUCUGGCGACGGAUCAACCCGCCACCGGCAGGAGGAGACCAUUGGUACGGCGGGGAUUCUAAAGGGCUGUCCGCGGGACGGUGCCACCGAUAAUCAAUACAAAGGAGCGAGGUUUUGGGCAUCGGGCGAGCCUGCUGGGCAUUUGGGCUUACUGGGGCUGACGCUGGGCUAAUGGAACGCUGUGCUAACCAUACUGAUAUUGUCAGUGACUGAUCGCGCCUGUGUCGACCGCCGCGGUUGUGGAGUUCGUUUGUUGUGUGUUGAACGAUCAUUUUCGAACGCGGACGGGGCCGAUGGAUGACAUUCCAGCCUGUGGCUGCCUAGUGCCCACUGCGUGGGCUUGGCAUUCCCCCUGUACGCGCGAAAAGGCAUUCCCGUGUAAGCUAGACACCACAUUUAACUAUCCAACCGACCGGAUGUGUCGGCCGUGACGAUCGCCGUGACACGUUUCGUGAUGAUCGACGUGACACGCUCCGUGACGGCUCCCUACCACGUUCCGUGACGCUGUACCCGACCCGGCACUGUCGGGGCUGCCAGAUUUGUGAUAUGCCGUGUUGUGGUGCCACACUUAUCAUGUUCAUCUCGCAGGGUUGCCAGUUUCAAAUACAAACGUUUUCUGUG
Messenger RNA from Amphibalanus amphitrite, 2564 nucleotides. Its product is annotated as transducin beta-like protein 2. Gene Ontology annotation, biological process: endoplasmic reticulum unfolded protein response. Gene Ontology annotation, molecular function: protein binding. The record is from RefSeq and is a predicted model, not a curated record. The transcript has 8 exons. Gene Ontology annotation, cellular component: endoplasmic reticulum. Lineage: Eukaryota; Metazoa; Arthropoda; Thecostraca; Balanomorpha; Balanidae. The coding region runs from base 402 to 1766 and encodes 454 amino acids.